Messenger RNA from Manihot esculenta (cassava), 1160 nucleotides. Its product is annotated as protein DEHYDRATION-INDUCED 19 homolog 6. NCBI's taxonomy places the organism in Eukaryota, Viridiplantae, Streptophyta, Magnoliopsida, Malpighiales, Euphorbiaceae. The transcript has 5 exons. The record is from RefSeq and is a predicted model, not a curated record. Bases 252 to 872 code for a protein of 206 amino acids.
AAAUUAAAUAUAAUUAUAAUCAAUUUCUACGUGUCAGUCAUCCACGAAGUAGCGGUACUCGAUUUCUACGGCUCAAAAGCUUUUCUCAAUGAACAUAAGAGCAAGUAUAGGAGAGAUGGCAGCUCUACUCAUCGCGUGUAAUGUGAAAUUUUACCGCCACAACCCUCAAAAUUCAACUCCGCCUUCCAGGAACUGACGUAUCUCGGCGGACAACGCUGACGUAGACCCAGUCGUUGGGAAGCUGACUCAAUAUGGAUGUUGAUUUCUGGCCUUCAAGAGUCCAUUCUAAGCACCUCUCUGCUGCGCAAGCUGCUAGAUACAACUCUGCAGAUCAUUUGGCAAUGGAUGAUUCAGAUGGAGAUGAGGAUACAAGAGCAUACUUUCCAUGCCCCUUCUGCUAUGUAGACAUUGAAGUCCAUGUUCUCUGCAGCCAUCUGCAGAAUGAACACUGCUUUGACUUAAAAAAUGCAGUGUGUCCACUUUGUGGGGCAAAUUUGGGGAAAGAUGUGAUUGGGCAUUUUAUUGUACAACAUGCAAGUUCAUUGAAGCGCAGGAGAAAGGCUCUAAAAUUUGGUCUCUGGACUGGUAGUUCAUCUGUGAUUAGCAAGGAACUUAGCUCAUUUCUUGGAUCUUCAGCAAAUGGUAGGGCAAACACAAAUGAAUCUGCUCCAGAUACUCUUCUCUCUCCAUUUCUUGGCAGUGGAAGCCAUUCACACCUGCAAGGAAGCCAGCAAGGUGAAUCUUCCAAUAGAACAGCCCAUUCAGAAAGCACUGCGAUAUAUUCACGUGAUGGAGGUGAAGCAGUGGACUCUGAAGAGAGGAGGCUGAGAGCAGCAUUUGUUCAACAGUUGAUUUCCUCAACCAUCUUCUAAAGCCUUCUUAGUUUUCCACGUGAAUAUACAAAAAAUUGCAUCACUCAUCGUUUACCACCUAGGAAUGAUGCAACAUCUACUUGGUUUGGGGGGGUGUUCACUACAGGAACAUGGUUUUAGGAAACGUAUACUAGGAAUAAUAUUCCUGGAGUGGAUAGUGAACGGCAAAUAAGUGGGGAAUCAAACACACAUUGUAUUUAAUGCCUCUACAUGUAUGUAGCUUCUUUAAAAACUACAUUUAUCUAAUGAAUACCAAGUAGAAAACUGAUCAGUUGGUACUUUGCUAAA